UGGUGAACAAUCGUUGCUUGACGGUUGUGGUUGCUUUGCUUUGCUUGGUUUACCGAAAAUAUUGAAUUGAUUUUAUUAUUGAAUAAUUUCUGAAAUAUGUUUGAUAACUCCAAGCAAAUUUUGUAAUCUUACAUCAACAACAUAAACCUAAGAAGAAUUUUCUAUUGUAUGUGAGAACUGUGUUGUGUGGACUGUAACACUUUGGUAGAAAUUAAGGUUAUUUGUGAUUUGGACUAGAUAAAAAGGAUUUUAGCUGAUUAUUCGCAAAUUUUUCAUCCAAAAUGGGUGUACCGAAGUUCUUUAGGUACACCAGUGAAAGGUAUCCUUGCCUUAACGAACUGGUGAAGCAGUAUCAGAUACCUGACUUUGACAACAUGUACUUAGACAUGAAUGGUAUAAUCCACAACUGCUCUCAUCCGGAUGACUCCAACCCACAUUUCCGUAUCACUGAGGAGAAGAUAUUCAAGGAUAUAUUCCAUUAUAUCAGCAUAUUGUUUCAAAUCAUUAAGCCUAAGAAGUUGUUCUUUAUGGCUAUUGAUGGUGUAGCUCCUAGGGCUAAGAUGAACCAGCAGAGAGGAAGGAGAUUUAGAUCUGCAAGAGAAGCUGAGAAUUUGGAAGAGCAAGCCAAAUCAAAAGGUGAAGUUUUACCCACUGAGAAGAGGUUCGACAGCAACUGCAUCACACCUGGAACUGUGUUCAUGGCACGUUUGCACGAGCAGCUGAGAUACUUUGUGAAGACAAAGAUGUCUACUGAUCCACUCUGGUCCAAAGUCAAAGUUAUACUGUCUGGACAUGAGACUCCUGGUGAAGGAGAACAUAAAAUAAUGGACUAUAUUCGCUGGGCGCGCUCACAACCGGACUACGAACCCAAUACAAGGCACUGUCUAUAUGGUUUGGACGCAGAUCUCAUUAUGCUGGGCAUGUGCACACACGAGCCACACUUUGCUCUGCUCAGGGAAGAGGUAAAGUUCGGCAAAACAACCCAACGAGCAACAAGCCCUGAAGAAACCAACUUCUAUUUGCUCCAUCUAUCCCUAAUGAGGGCUUAUUUGGAACAAGAAUUCAUAUCUAUUAAGGACAAGUUACCAUUUGAAUACGAUAUAGAGAAGAUAGUGGACGACUGGGUUCUGAUGGGGUUUCUUGUGGGCAACGACUUUAUACCACAUUUGCCUAACAUGCAUAUCAGCAAUGACGCGCUACCGCUCUUGUAUAAGACUUAUAUGAAUGUACUUCCGACUUUAGAUGGUUACAUAAAUGAAGCGGGAGACUUAAAUCUAGCAAGGUUCGAAACAUUCAUGCAAGAGCUAGCCAAGAUUGAUAAGGAAAAGUUCCAAGAUACCUACACAGAUUUAAAAUACUUUGUGGCGAAAACCGGCAGAAGACCUAACGCUAUGGAGCGUAAAGAGUAUAAACCUAACAAUGACGACACGUUCAACGUGAAUAUAGAGGAUAUCAAAGAAAACAAACCAGACGACGAACUGCAAGCGCUGAUCAAUGCAACACAGGAAAUGUACAUGGAUGAUAUGGAAAAUGACGAUGACUAUGAAGAAACUAGUGACGAGGAAAUGACUAUGGAAACAGAGUUUAUUUUACAUAAAAAGGACUACUAUAUGAAUAAGUUAGAUUAUUCUAAAGUAACAGACGAGGUGCUCGCAGACCAAGCAGAAGGCUACGUCCGCGCGAUCCAGUGGAAUCUAUACUACUACUAUAAAGGAUGUCCGUCCUGGUGUUGGUACUACCCACAUCACUAUGCGCCCUAUAUCUCAGAUAUUAGAGGCUUCAAAGACCUCAAGAUUGAGUUUGAGCUUGGAGAACCCUUUAAGCCUUUUGAGCAGCUACUAGCCGUGCUCCCGGCAGCCAGUAAGCAUCUGUUGCCGACACCUUUCCAUGAUUUAAUGACGGACGAAGAUUCGCCAAUAGUGCACUACUACCCGUUGCACUUCGAAACCGACCUCAACGGGAAGAAGAACGAUUGGGAGGCUGUGGUCUUGAUACCUUUCAUUGACGAAACCAAUCUCUUAUCAGCGAUGUCUCCGUGCUAUCAGAGGCUAACCGAAGAAGAAAUGAAACGUAAUAUGCACGGACCCAUGCUAGUUUAUAAUUGGACACCGGAAAACUUAGGUGAAAUAGUUGCGCCGCAAUACUUCGCCCCCAUAGCAGCAAACCACGCCAUAGAGACGGCGGUGUGGAGGACAGAGCUGGACGUUCCCGACCACCAGCUCAAGAGGGGCAUGCUGCCUAAUGUCGACCGGGAUAUAUUGUAUCCCGGAUUUCCUACUAUGCGGUAUAUGAAAUUCGAGACAACCAUAAAGAAAUGCAAAGUGAAAGUGUUCGACCAGCCGUCUCGGAACGAGAGUAUGAUCAUACAAAUCAUUCCGUCGGAGAAUACCGACCCGCCGCUGGAGGAAGUGGCUGAGAAGUUGCUGGGCAAGAUUAUAUGGGUUGGCUGGCCGCAUCUCACUCGAGCCAAAAUAAUAUCAGUGUCGAACGAGAAGAAACGCCUGCAUCACAUCGACAAACAGAACAACAAUGUGAACGGAGUGAGCUUCUCGACUGAGCUCAACAUGGGCAAUCUGCAUCGGCAGUGGAUAUCCGAGCGAUCCACUAUCAUUGAACACAAUAUGAAUCGCCUUGGCAUUGAACUGGGUGACGUGAGUGUUAUAGUUCACGCAGUUAACCUCAGAGGUUAUAAAUACAUAAUUCAAGAUAACGUCAGCAUGGUAAGGGAAGAGGAAUGGUGUAAAGUCGCCUGUGGCUACGCGUUGCAAGGCGUGGUGUCGGCCGUGGCCACGCAAAUGCAGCCGCCGACCAAAUUCCUCACUCCUAGACAAGCAUACCCACCUGGCGACCACUGCUUUUUGCUUACCAAUGGACAGUAUUAUGGAUGUAUGGCCACAGUGGUAAGCUCGGAAGCGAUAAAAAGCAGUCGUAUCAAGGUGAACGUGCGCGAGUGUGUGGAGCCCACGCCCAAAGUCCACGCGGCCGCCUGCCCCUACCGCGCCGCCAACCACGCCGCCGCCGCUUGUGGUGUAAGCACACAGAUGCUGUCGCGCAUAACGGGUGCUGUAUUGGUCGUCAUUGGUGAGAGGAACGAUCUGCCCACAGAGAAACAGAAUAAACUCAACAUAGGACUCAAUCUAAAGUUUAACAAAAAAAACCAAGAAGUAUCGGGCUACACACGCCGCUGCAAACUCACUAACGCGUGGCUAUACUCCGAGCGAUGCAUCGAGCUCGUUAAGGCUUACGCACGCCAGUUCCCAGACCUGUUCGACAAGCUCGUGUAUUCCAUGAACAACGAUAUAUUCUUCGAGAGUGAUCUAUGGCCUGACGAAAUGGGACAAAAGAAACCCCAGGAGGUAGUGCAAUGGAUCAAAAACCAACCUCAUAGCACAGCGAUGCGUCGUGAGUGCGGCUCUGACGCAUUAGAGCCUGAGGAGAUGAAGGCGCUUUACAAUACGCUGCAGCAAGAGUUGGCCGAGCUGAAGAGCCAGGAGAAGAGUGUCACUCUUCACGUAAAGUGGAACCUGCUCUUUAAGCCGGAACUCCACGAAGGCAACGUCCAACCGGACCCUAAGGCCGACUUCAAAAUGUACGACCGAGUUAUAUGCGUGGCCCGGAACAUUACAGCACCGCUAGGAGCCAAAGGCACCAUAACAGCAGUGUACCAACCUUCCGAUGGCAACACUGUGAGAUUAUCAGACAAAAUGAACGCGCAGCCAACUUACCAAGUGAUGUUUGACGAACCCUUUCCCGGAGCUCAAACUGAGGAUUUGUUUGAAGACGCGAGGUUCUACAGGAUGUUACCGACAAACAUGCUAUGCAUAUCGUACGGCCGCAAGCUACGCGACUCGGUGAGCUGCGCGGAUACGCAGCCGUUCACUUACAACAGGCCUAUCAUACUGCGCAGAGAGGACGGCCACCAUUCCGCUUUCGCCAGCUACAGCCCGCCAAGAGACAUCAUAUCACCUGCCACGGAAACUCGCCCUGCUGUUGUGAACAACAAUAUCAAGAAUGGACCUCAAGAACAGGACAAUGCUACAAGUCUUUUAAAAAGCUUAUUGAAGAUAAGCGAAGGCGAACCAGACACUAACAAAAACAAGGCGCAGAAGUUUCCAGAACCUUACGAAAGUUGGCGCGUUGUGAAUGAUACGCCACACACGUCAAAUACGUCAACCCCAAACUCUAUUCCCGCGUUUUGGAAUUUGUUUUCCGGAGCGUCCAACUGGCGCUCACACGCGAGCAAAGACAACAACCGCGUGCCGCCGACGUACAACGACUGGACCAAGGGUGGAUAUAAGAAUCAGCCACCGAUGCCGCCAUACCCAACAUUUGCUCAACCCUUCCAAGGCCCUGGACCAAGUCAGGUGCCGUUCCCACAGAUAAACUAUCCUCGCAACCAGUUCGGCUACCAAGAUCGCAACCAGGUGCCGCCGCGCAACCAACAGAACAACCAUAAUUACAAUAACCAAGGCAACCAGAGUAAUUUCGGAAACCAGCAAGUUGGCAACCAAGGCAAUUUUGGCAACCAGCAAGUUAGCAACCCAGGCAACUUCAGUAACCAGAAAGUUGGCAACCAUGCGUUCCCCAAACAUCUUCCAAAUGUCGAUCAAACAUUUUCGUUCAGUUCGUCUAAAGGACAGAGCUUACAAUCGACGUCGAAACCCGACAAACCUGCUCCUACACAGUUUGUAAGCAAUGGCGACAAGUUGAACAAUCCCUUCAUUCCUUUGCAAGCGCAAACGAGUAUUGUUCAUAGACGGCAGCAAAACUUAAGCGGGCCGUCGUCUCGGAAGGAUGUGGAAGUGCCGCCGCAGAACCCGCCGCCGCCGCCGCAGCCCCUUGUGCAAGCAGUUCCUCAAAAACAGCAAGCGACCUCCAAACCGCUAAGGAAGAAGAAAACUAGAAUAGCGGCAAAUCUGCCCUUCCAAUUGGAUUAAUGAAUAUUGUAUAGUUGUUAAAUAAUUCACCAAUCAAAUGAUUAAACAAAUUUACAUUUUACAAAUCAUCGUUGACAAAUAAGACGUAUUAAUUAUAUUUAUACAACAAAAUGUUCAAUAUUAGUAGCUAGUGAAUUUGGAUUAAUACGUACGUAAUGCGUAGUAUUAAUACAUAGACAACACAGAGUUUUUUCCUAUUCUCACUUAUCAAGAUAUGAAACUUGGUGGGGAAAAAAUAUUAUGUUGAUUUAACUUUGUGGCGCCACUUUUAAAAUAUUUCUGUGUUUCAUACCUAACCUAGACAAAAAUUUCCCGAUGUUAGAUUCUACAAAAAACUUACUUAUUUUUACUUUUCGAUAUCAAUUAAGAUUAAAUUGUUUAUCGACAUAAACAAUUUUUCGAGGUUGAAACUUAGUGAAAAUAGAAAUAUUCUUUUGAGAUGAUCUCAGACAAAAAAGCAUGUUUCAUGUCUCGAUAGGAUUUUUUCUUAUAGUUCAUUUCGUACGUGCUUACACGCCGGAAUUCGUACGAAAACGCAAAUAAUGUAAGCAUGGCCUAAGGGUGCUUGUCAACUGAAGCUUUAGUACACAGGCAUCCUUAAACUUUUGUCCUACCGUCUUGACGCCGCUUGAGGGCUAAUUUGGCACUAGUUGAAAAUAUGCAGAGGUGCUAUUAUUUCAUUUCACACAACCUUUAAACUUUUUCUAAAUUCUAAAACAAGUGUAAGGUCGACUGGCACCAAUUUUUAAAAUGUGUUUAACUUGAAUUUUUAAUCCUUGUCCUUUCUUUGUCAAUUCUGGAAUAAAUUUGACAAAAAGAGACAACAUUUCAAAAUUUAACCAAACCAGACCAAAAAGUUUGGUGCAAGUGAGCCUAAAUGUAAUUCUACCUUUUUUUUAGUUUGCAUUGAUAUCAUCGCUAAUGUGAUUAAUAUUUAAAAAUUCAAAAUCCUCAAGUUUACUGCCUGUCCAUCUCAAAGAUUCGAGUGACUUUUUGCGUAAAAAAAUUUUACCAAAUUGACCGUAGACGAUUAAGGUCCGAUUUCAUGUCAGGCUGUUAAAGUUACGUUACCGUCAAACUUUAACCACCAGUGAAAAGUGAAGGAAUAAAUAGUAGCUAGUGCAAUCCAUUUUGGUUGCACAAGUUACUAUUCAUACGUCCGUGAUUAAGGUUAAAGGUAAAAUGGUUCAAAGUUAACAAAUCCUUAGUUGUUAACAGUACAUUUUGGGUAUACUGUAAUUUUAACCGUCCAUCAUGCAAGUAGGCUUUAGUCUAGUGCCGGUAGUUAUAUUUACAAAAGAUUUUUUGUGUUAUUAAUUAGUGCCAACUGCCAAACACCCUGAUGAACUCAUAUUGAUAAUAUAUUAUUUAUAGAUUAAUAAUAUAUUUGUACAUUUUGUAAAUAUUAUAAGCGGUGAGAACUAUUUUGAGAUGUAGCGUAUAUUGUGAAGUGGUAGCUAAGUAUAUGAUCCAAGUUCCUUAAUUAAGAUUUUAGGUACAUAUUUAUUUUACAUUUUGACACGCUGUUUUGUGAAACAAAGUAAAAAAGUAACUUCCCUCACUAAUAAAAACGCCUUAAGGCGCUAUAUGUGAAUUCACACCUGCGCACACGCACACCACUCGCGAACACGUCCACACUAUGUUCUCAUGAUGCGCGUUAUCAUACGGUUAGUGCGCGUGCGCAGGUGUGGAUCAGUUCUAAAAGUUCAACGCAUACCUGCAGAGUGUAUUGGAGCUGAUAUGAUUUAUGAUAGGUAACAACUAAAACUCAGCUUUAUUUACUUUUCCUGUAAGGCUCAUUUUAACAUAACAUUGGUAUUUAAUAAAAAUAAAAAAAAACUUUGCUCCAAACACUGAAACAUUUCUUAAAUGGGACGCCUUAUGAAAUUUCCGUCAGUCUUUUCGAACUGUACCUGCGCGGACCCGCUCUCGCAACUAAUUUCUCAGCUGUCAAAAAGAUUGAUUGGCAAUGUCAACGCAAACUGAGCAGCACAACGAUUGAACAGUUUUAAUUGAUAAUGAACUAAAUCACAACUGAAAUAGAGUUCAAAAUAGCGUGCAAGAGAUAACUCCGUGUGGAUUUGCUUAUGCACGCUAUUUUGAACUCUAUUUUAGUUGUGAUUAAGUUAAUUAUCAUUUUAUCAAUGAUAACUGCUCAAGCACUUUACUGUCCAAUGUGCGUUAACCCUGAAGUUGCAGUUGCUGGGUACAACUUUUAUACUUUAUCCACGGAGAGAAGUUAUUAUAGUUAAUCCCAUAGAAAUAAAUGACAGACAAAAACUCAGUGGGCAUUAACCAUUUUGAGUCACCAACCAAUCAAAAACGGAAUAUGUUUUCGAAUUGAAUUUCGAAUGUUUUUUGAAAACAUGUUUGUGAUUGGUUGGCCACUCAAUAUGGUUGCCUAUUGGUUAACGCCCACUGAGUUUUUUGUCUAUGUCAUUUGUGUGGGAUUACGUAACAGAGUAAACCGUACACUAACUAUUAGCUAUUCUAGUUAACACUGAAGACCCGAUAGGCAGAUCUUCUAUUUUCAGGAACGCAGGAAAGAACAAUAAAGUUAUCUUCACCGGAGUGUGUGUCCAACGGUUUAUUUGACAGUUCUUAUAUUAUAUAGGUACAAUUUUGACCAUAGAUUAGCUUAGGCCCGAUCUAUAGUAAAUAGGACAUGAAUGCACUAUCAGCUUAUAAUAUCAAGCGUUAACACUAACUUCUCUUCGUGGAUAGAGUGUAGAAGCUGUAGCAAACGUACCGUCGAGUGUUUUGUGUAUUUCAGAUUAAAAGUAUAUUUCUUCAUUAGGCAUCUUUGCGCACUGUAUUGUUUUUCAAGUAAUGUGAAUCUGUCUUAUUCCUGGCAAUAAAUAUAAUUAGUCACGUA
This is a messenger RNA of Maniola jurtina (meadow brown), 7812 nucleotides long. It is a transcript of the gene pcm, whose product is annotated as 5'-3' exoribonuclease 1. Gene Ontology annotation, cellular component: nucleus. Gene Ontology annotation, molecular function: RNA binding; 5'-3' RNA exonuclease activity. Gene Ontology annotation, biological process: rRNA catabolic process; nuclear-transcribed mRNA catabolic process. Lineage: Eukaryota; Metazoa; Arthropoda; Insecta; Lepidoptera; Nymphalidae. The coding region runs from base 282 to 4937 and encodes 1551 amino acids. The transcript has 33 exons. The record is from RefSeq and is a predicted model, not a curated record.